Messenger RNA from Lottia gigantea (owl limpet), 540 nucleotides. RefSeq lists its product as hypothetical. The annotation marks the transcript as partial. Lineage: Eukaryota; Metazoa; Mollusca; Gastropoda; Lottiidae. The transcript has a single exon. The record is from RefSeq and is a predicted model, not a curated record.
UUUGUUAUCUCCGAGGUCGUCUUUCCCAUCAUCAUAGUCUACUUUCUCAUCUCCGAAGCCUCCUAUCCAAUCUCCGAAGCCUCCAUUCCCAUCUUCGGGGCCGCCUUUCCCAUCUCUCGAGCCUCCUUUCUCAUCUCUCGAGCCUCCUUUCUCAUCUCGGAAGUCUUCUUUCACAUCACCCAUGCCGUUUUUCCCAUCACUCAAGCCUUCUUUCUCAUUUUUCGAGACUCCUAUCCCAUCUCCGAAUCCGCCUUUUCUAUCUCUCAAGCCUUCUUUCCCAUCUCCGAAUCCGUCUUUCCCAUCUCUCAAGCCUCCAUUCCCAUCUCUCGAGCCUCCAUUCCCAUCUCUCGAGCCUCCUAUCCCAUCUCCCAAGCCUCCAUUCCCAUCUCUCAAGCCUCCUAUCCCAUCUCUCGAGCCUCCUAUUCCAUCUCCGAAUUCGCCUUUUCCAUCUCUCAAGCCUCCUUUCCCAUCUCCGAAUCCGCUUUUCCCAUCUCUCAAGCCUCUUAUCCCAUCUCUCGAGCCUCCUAUCCCAUCUCCUAA